ACAUUCAACGCAACAGGACUGGUGGUGUUGUUCCUUCUUCAUCCUCGAUAGGUCAUUAGGGUUUUCGUUUGGUUCUCCAUUAGGGUUUUAGUUACCUGCGAGGAUGAGGAAGCUCAAGUUCCAUGAGAAGAAGCUUCUGAAGAAAACGAAUUUCUUGGAAUGGAAGAGAGAACGCGGCCACCGGGAGAACCAGGUUAUGCAGCGUUACCACGUCGUGGGCCGUGACGAUUACAAAAAAUAUUCAGGUUUGUGUCGGACGGUGCAGAAGCUGACGAACAUAUUGAAACAAAUGGAUCAUGCCGACCCUUUCAGGAUUCAGAUGACUGAUAUGCUCUUGGAGAAGCUAUACAACAUGGGCGUAAUACCAACCAGGAAAAGCUUAGCUUUAUGCGAUCGGUUAUCAGUAUCCUCGUUCUGUAGGCGUAGGCUAUCCUCCGUGCUGGUUCACUUGAAGUAUGCAGUGCAUCUGAAAGAGGCUGUGACAUACAUAGAGCAGGGGCACAUUCGUGUUGGACCCGACACGGUGACUGAUCCAGCUUUCUUAGUCACUCGGAAUAUGGAAGAUUUCAUCACAUGGGUCGAUUCGUCGAAGAUCAAGAGGAAGCUUCUGCAGUUCAAUGAUAAGUUGGAUGACUAUGACAUGAUGGCCUAAGAGGGGAGAAGACAGGAAUAUAUCUGCUGUUAUGUGGAAUUGUCUUGUAGGAACUAAGGUUCAAUGCUUGUAUGCAGCGAACGCACAAGUGAGAGUGUACGGGAUGAUGUUAUUCGUUACCUUAUUUUAUAUAAAAUUUUAAAUUUCGCUA
Messenger RNA from Tarenaya hassleriana, 803 nucleotides. RefSeq names its product U3 small nucleolar ribonucleoprotein protein IMP3. NCBI's taxonomy places the organism in Eukaryota, Viridiplantae, Streptophyta, Magnoliopsida, Brassicales, Cleomaceae. Gene Ontology annotation, cellular component: Mpp10 complex; small ribosomal subunit; small-subunit processome. The transcript has 4 exons. Gene Ontology annotation, biological process: rRNA processing. Gene Ontology annotation, molecular function: rRNA binding; structural constituent of ribosome; snoRNA binding. The coding region runs from base 104 to 652 and encodes 182 amino acids. The record is from RefSeq and is a predicted model, not a curated record.